Ochlerotatus camptorhynchus is the source of this 1198-nucleotide messenger RNA. Its product is annotated as zinc finger protein 708-like. Bases 91 to 1149 code for a protein of 352 amino acids. The record is from RefSeq and is a predicted model, not a curated record. Gene Ontology annotation, cellular component: nucleus. The transcript is spliced from 5 exons. NCBI's taxonomy places the organism in Eukaryota, Metazoa, Arthropoda, Insecta, Diptera, Culicidae. Gene Ontology annotation, molecular function: zinc ion binding.
GCAAUAGCAACAUAAAGCACGGAAACAAAGUUUUCAUGUUUACGUUCUGCAAUUUUCGUAACUGAUGAACCGUAGUAUGACGCCGUUUUGAUGGACCUAGAACCGCAGAUAUGCAGACUUUGCUUGGAGCUGGUAGAUCCGAGAUCAGUGUUUGUUCUCAACCAUGAUGAAAAGAUAAUCGAAUCAAUCCUUCAAAUUACCACUAUUGAGGUGAUAGUAGAUCCCACACGUCGGGUAUUUAUGUGCGACCAGUGUCACACCAUGCUCGAUCAGUUCAUACAAUUCCGUACAGCGUGUCUUCAAAAUGACGACACAUAUCGCAAAAUGUACGCCAAGCUUACCGUCUCGUCGGAAUUAGUAAAACUUGAACCAAACGAUCCGGAGGCAGUACUCGUUCAGUGUAAGCUUGAAGAUGAAUCUCAAAGCAGUGAACCAGAAAGCGGUGCAAUGGUCAAGCAAUUGGAACCAGAGGUUGACAUACUCGAACAGGAACAGGUGUUGAUUGAGCAAGAAAAGCCUCGAAAGCCUCGUAAAAAGUACAAGAAAAAAGUAAAAGUAUCUGGUACUCAGAAAGUGCAAUGUCAGACCUGUGGUGCGUUCGUUACUCAGCGUCACUUGCCUAAGCAUCAGUUGAUUCAUGAUCAAGAUCGUCCCAUGUUUUCGUGUACCCAAUGUCCGAAAAAGUAUACUGAACAUCGAAAGUUGAGACAGCACAUAACAAUCGUUCACGAGGGACAUGUCGAGCAUACUUGCGACAGGUGUGGGAAGACUUUUUACAGAUCCGCAACGUUGAAACAACAUUUCCUUGCAGAACACACUGAUAUCAAGCGAUAUGAAUGCAAAAUAUGUGGCGAGAAAUUCGCCCGUGCAUCGAAUCGUGCCUAUCACUACAAAAUGAAUCACACAACCGUUCGACCGUACUCAUGUGAAUAUUGCUUGAAAACGUUCAAAAGAAGCUGUGACUACAGGAUUCACACAAGGACGCACACCGGAGAGAAACCGUUCAAGUGUGAUUUGUGUGAUAAGAGGUUCUGUAAGAGCUACAACCUUGUGAUCCACAAGAAGUCGCACAAAAAUGCGGACAUGAGACGGGAUGCUAAGAUGCUGACGAUGGAAGGUACGUCGGAAGACUUGGAUUGUAAUGUUUGAAAUCUGGAUGGGAGAGUUUUAACAAUUGUGUACUACUAAAUCCAGCACA